AUGGCUCACCCAAAACACACAGAACAGCCGCAGGAACCUCUCAGCCAGGAGGAAUCACCCCUCUUCCGUCUCCCUCCAGAGAUACGACUCAUAAUCUACAAAGAUAUCUUCGUCGCACCGACAACCAUCCAUCUUUCCUGGGUGCACGGAUGCUACUGCAGGUUCCGUAGCUUUCUAUGCAAACUCCCGGAGGAGCACCAGUACGAGAAGACUCGCAGCGGUGACCUUUGCGACAAAUGUAGAGAAGACCAUUUCAAGUGCCACCCUCGUCAAAAACCGCCCAACAAAAACGCCAUAAAGCGGCGCACCUACAUCCCUCCAAGACAGAGACAGACAAGGGUGAUGAAUAUGCUGAGAAGCUGUAAGCGCGUAUACUACGAAACAAUCGACAUGCUCUACCAGCAGAACAGUUUCUACAUCAAACACCCCUACACCCUCACCGAGCUUUGCAAAUAUAUGCCCAAAGAGCGCCUAAGCUCCUUCCGAACCCUUUCCCUCGAAUUCUUACCGGAAAAUCGGAGUGUAUAUCUGUCUCGGUAUGAAUGUCUGCCCCUGCCUGGAUGGAGUGUUAUUGCCAGGGCUCUGAAGAAACUUGAUGGGCUGGAAUUCCUUUGUCUGAUCAUGCGACCUUACCAAGAUCAAGGGAACGAGAUACAGGCCGUGGAAAAGUUAAUUCAAAAGGCCAAAGCGCAGAAAUACUUUGCGGUUGCUCCUCGAUUGCUAUGGGCUGCCACUUCUGAUAUUUGGGGCACGAGGAAGAAGAGUGUUAGGGGGUGUCCACUGCAUGGUAUACAUGGGACUGAGUCUCAGUGUUCCCGAUAUUACGGAUUUUAG
This is a messenger RNA of Aspergillus versicolor CBS 583.65, 834 nucleotides long. RefSeq lists its product as uncharacterized. The transcript is spliced from 2 exons. The record is from RefSeq and is a predicted model, not a curated record. Lineage: Eukaryota; Fungi; Ascomycota; Eurotiomycetes; Eurotiales; Aspergillaceae. Bases 1 to 834 code for a protein of 277 amino acids.